Oncorhynchus kisutch (coho salmon) is the source of this 4448-nucleotide messenger RNA. Its product is annotated as sphingosine-1-phosphate lyase 1. NCBI's taxonomy places the organism in Eukaryota, Metazoa, Chordata, Actinopteri, Salmoniformes, Salmonidae. Bases 188 to 1921 code for a protein of 577 amino acids. Gene Ontology annotation, molecular function: pyridoxal phosphate binding; sphinganine-1-phosphate aldolase activity. The transcript is spliced from 14 exons. Gene Ontology annotation, cellular component: endoplasmic reticulum. Gene Ontology annotation, biological process: sphingolipid catabolic process; carboxylic acid metabolic process. The record is from RefSeq and is a predicted model, not a curated record.
AGUCCUAGUCACGUUCUCUCUCUCUCUCUCUCUCUCUCUCUCUCUCUGACCAAAUUUCACAACUGCAAUUGUGUCACGUUUCCACAGCAAUUGAAAUCUAAUCAGAAGUAGACUUGUUAUUGCUUGUUGGGCAUUGUAUUCCCACUUUCACAAAUGUUUAGUUGACAGAUGGUGUGUGGAACUGUAUAUGAUGGAAAGUGUGGUGAACAUGUCAAUUGAUUACAAGGGUGCCUUGGAGGUGUACAAGGAGAUGCUGUUGCUCUACCUGGAGGAAGGCAGGCGGCUUGUGAACACGAACUGUGAGGCGUUGGAACCAUGGCAGAUCAUUGGAGCCACUCUCAUAUCUACCUUAGGAGCAGUCUGGGUCAAAGGCUUCCUGUUUCAGCAAGAAACCCUGACAUCCCGAAUCAAGAAGCAGUGCUUUCGACUCAUCAGAAAAAUACCCUUUGUUGGCGCGGCAAUCCAGACCCAGCUGAACAAGGCCCUGGAUGACAUGUCUGUCAGUCUUUGCGCACUGAAGGAGGGCAUGAACUACACCAAACAGCUGCCUGAACAAGGGCUAACGCAAGCUGAAGUUCUAGACAGGAUCAGCGAGUACGAAACACUGAAUGAAGUGGAUUGGGAGAAUGGACGAGUGUCCGGUGCAGUGUACUGGGGAGAUCAGACACUUACCAAACUUUUGGUGAAGGUGUAUGGAGACUUUGCAUGGAGCAACCCACUUCACCCAGACAUCUUUCCUGGUGUGAGGAAGAUGGAGGCAGAGGUUGUAAGAAUGACGUGUACCCUCUUCAACGGUGGGCCCAACACUUGUGGCACAGUCACCUCUGGAGGAACUGAAAGCAUAUUGAUGGCAUGCAAGGCGUACAGAGACAUGGCCUAUGAGCGCGGUGUGAAACAUCCUGAAAUCAUUGCACCAAUCAGUGUCCAUGCCGCCUUUGACAAAGCAGCAAACUACUUUGGAAUGAAGCUUGUUCACAUCCCCCUGGACAAAAAUACAAUGAAAGUGGAUGUUAAGGCGAUGAGGAGAGCUAUCAGCAAGAACACAGCCAUGCUUGUAUGUUCCGCACCCCAGUUCCCGCAUGGAAUCAUUGAUCCUAUUGAGGAAGUAGGAAAGCUGGCUUUAAAGUACAACAUCCCUCUGCAUGUGGAUGCUUGUUUGGGAGGGUUUCUCAUCGUGUUCAUGGCCAAAGCCAAUUAUCCACUGGCUCCCUUUGACUUCAGGGUAAAGGGUGUGACCAGUAUAUCUGCAGACACACACAAGUAUGGCUACGCCCCUAAAGGUUCAUCAGUGAUCCUGUAUAGUGACAAGAAGUACAGGCACUACCAGUACUUUGUGGCUCCAGACUGGCAAGGGGGGAUCUAUGCGUCCCCAUCAGUGGCAGGAUCUCGGCCAGGCGGUAUCAUCGCAGCGUGCUGGGCUACCAUGAUGCACAUGGGAGAGGAUGGCUACAUAAAGGCCACCAAGAAGAUAAUUGACACUGCACGUACCAUCAAGACAGAAAUCCGUAAGAUAAAUGGGGUGUUUGUGUUUGGAGACCCUGAAGUGUCCGUGGUGGCAAUAGGCUCUGACGUCUUCGACAUUUUUCGUUUAUCCAACGCACUGACCUCAAAGGGUUGGAAUCUCAACAUGCUACAGUAUCCAUCCAGCAUCCAUAUCUGUUGUACUGUACUGCACACACAUGAAGGUGUGGCCAAACAGUUAAUCAGUGACAUCAAAGAGCAGGUGGCUCUCAUUUUGAAAAACCCCAAUGAGAAGACCACUGGAAUGGGAGCAAUCUAUGGCAUGGCCCAGUCCAUCCCUGACAGAUCCAUGGUGACCGAGAUCUCCCGAGGCUUCUUGGACUGCCUCUACAGCACAGAGGAGCCCAAGUCGUCUCAGUCUCAGAAGACCCAUAUGAAUGGCAACGGCAAGGCCCACUGAGUCAGGAGUAGGCUGGCUGUGGCCUGGACACACACCUGGGUCAUGUUCAUUAGGGAACAUAAUGGUAAGCGUUGUGAAACGUUUUGCAACGGAAAAUGAAAAGGAGCGUUUACUGGAUAAGCUCAAGUAGUCCCUCCAUGUUUCAGUCCAUUUUCUUCAGGUCGGUGACUAAUGAACACGGCCCUGGUUACCAGCCUGCCUCACCUCUGGUCCACCCACUACAUCACUCAACAUUUGCCUUAUCCUGCCCACCUUUUAUCUACCUACUCACCUUUUUUCAGAUAUGUUCUGAAGCACAAGCCAUUGUUUUUAGCUAUCGUGAGGAGAAUUCUUCAAAUAUGUAGAAAGUGAAAGCACCUAUUGUACAAAAAUAUAUAGAAUAGUUGCUCAAACCAUUGAGGGGUUUUGGUCUGGGUGUAUUAAUUGUCCCCCACGAUUAAAUCAGGGAUGGGAAUAUUGAUCUGUCUCCGUACAUUCAUAUGUUAGUCACACGCGAUAUCUCAGACAGCACUGGCCCGAUCUUGACAAAACUUGUGUGAAUGAAGCGUCUGCCGUGAUAAAAAAAACACUUAAUGCUACUCUUCUGACACCAAAUGAGCGAUCUGCAUGAAACAUCUAUGAACAAAGGUCUCUCGGCGCAAUAUUUUCCAGACUAGUACCUAAAACAACAUGGCCACUUGAGUCUAGCUAACCCUCGCAAUAUUUGUAAUGGAACUUGGGGGAAUUAUCUGUCUUUUAGAAAAGUUUGUGGUCAUACGCACAUCCUUAACAAUGUAGGGGCUGGGCUAAUAAAGAACAGGAAAGCCUGCACACUGUUAAAGCUCCCAAUUCGCAGCUUUAUUCACAAUGUUUCAAUCCAAAACAGAUCUUCAUCCAGUCAAACAGACUGAGUGCUCACAUCCCAAAAUAUACACAUUUCACCUCACAUGACGCAUGGUGGGUGUGGAAACAAUUCAAUUCACUUUUGCGCAUAGUCAAUCAUAUAAUUAAUCCCAGAGGUACUCAUGGUCAUAAAGGAUUAAAUGCAUACAAAUUAAAACAUGGGCAAGAGUAAAAAGAUUUGGAAACUGUUGGAAUACCCAACCAUAUGACCAUUACGUGCAGGUCGUGCAGUGGCCGUAGAUAUAAUUACAAUUACCUAUUUUUUUUUAAACAACUUGCCUACCUCUAAUCAUUUGAUAUCAAUGAGAAGGGCACAUGUAGUAGUUACAGAAAAUCAAAUGUACAAAAUGACCAAGUGGAGACCUGGAUGGCAAGACGAAUUGAACGUAGCAUAUUCAUGUAAGAAAUGGUCCGUUAUCAAACUCUUGGUUCAAACCUUUAGGAGACAUGGUGGACAAACGGUGAAUCCAAUACAAUUCUCUUCUCAGUAAUAGAUGAUCAGUAUCUCCACCACUCCUAGUAGCCUUAACAUGUUCAAUACCAAUGUAUCUCAGAGAUCUGAUGUUGUGACGAGCCUCCGUGAAAUGCGCAGCCACGGGGUUUCUCUGAUCAAGGGUCCUGAUAUUACUCCUGUGUUCUGCUAUCCUUGUUUUCAGAGAUCGUUUUGUUUUUCCUACAUACCAUACACCCUAAAUACACUUUCUCAGGUAUACCACAUCAGUAGAACAGGUAAUGAUACCCUUAAUCUUAAUGGGGUGAUUGAAAACUGUGCAUUUCUUGGUGAAAUUACACGGGAUACAUCGGCCACAUCUUUAAUUACCAUCCAGCACAUUGUCUAGGAAAGUACUACGUGACACAUGGUGGAAGAUCAGACCUCACCACCAUUUGGCUGAUUUUUGGAGACUCGUCUGAAGACUACCCGGGAGGGUAGAGCUACCUUUUGCAGCAAUUACAGCUGCAAGUCUCUUGGGGGGUGUCUAUUAGCUUGGCACAUCUAGCUACUGGUAUUUUUGCCCAUUCUGCAAGGCAUAACCUUUUUCAUUUCACUUCAACAAUUGACUUUUUGUAUAUGUCCAUUAUAUGUAAUUCAAAUUAAAAAAUCCACUUAAAUUACAGGUUGUAAUGCAACAAAAUGGGAAAAAUGCCAAGGGGGAUGAACACUUUUACAAGGCACUGUAUUGGCUGAUAGCUUACACCCUUAUGAGCCCCCCUAUCUCUGUAACAGGGAAUUCCUGUUCCGCCGGCUCCCUAUAGGUCGGUGCUAAAGCCAACUCCCUCUUUAUCAAAAUGUCUUGCCCUAGAGAUCUAGCAUUUACAGAAUUACUCAUUGGCCCAAGGGAGGCACUACAGUAAUCAACUAUAUGUACAUUAGUCACAUGCGAUCUCUCAGACAACUGCACUGCAUCAUUUGUGGAGGAUGACAUGUUCAUUGUUGCCUUGUUUAACACCUGAUUUACUUAACAAAAAGCACAUCUCAAUAGGUGGUUCAGGUAAAUCAUGAUAUCGCUAAAGGGGGACUUUCCUAUUUUCCUCUAUUGCGCCUCUACUUUUCCUCAAGCAAGGGAGAGGCUGACUUUUUAUGUUUUUACCCUUUAGUGUGUGUACUUUGGGAUAUCGCUUUAACAGUAAAAAAAAAAAAAAAAAA